Molecule: messenger RNA, 2865 nt
Organism: Linum tenue
Lineage: Eukaryota; Viridiplantae; Streptophyta; Magnoliopsida; Malpighiales; Linaceae
Source: the annotation of a GenBank genome assembly
UUCGUAACUCUGUCUGUCCUUCAAUUCUGUCUCUCUGUCGCGGCGUAGGGAAGUGGCUGUCGUCGAUUGCUGAUCGGCGGCGACUCAGCUUCGCAGCGCAGGGAAUCUGCGGCGACAAACCCUUCUUGCAGCCGGUGAGUACGUUCGCAAAGUAGAGAAGAGGUACCAAAUCUUCUCGUCUCGUUGUUCUGGGUUUGUGGCUUCCUCGUGGCUGCUUGCUCCGAUUUGUUUGUGGCGGCAGCAUUGCAAGUAUUUGUUUUGACCCUUGCUCUGAUUCUGAGUUUAUAUAUGCUUCAAGCUGCUUCUUGUGUUAUUUCAUCCCAAAUCCCUCUCAAAUCACUCGAAUUAAAAACACUAAUCCAAACGAACCCUAGGUGGUUUGUGCGUCUGUUCAUGGAGUCUCUUCCAAUCUGCCUAUUGGGAAACCAUUGUGAGACUUCAUGUGCGGACAACUGGGUUAGUUUUAAUGAUCAAGAAUAACAAGGGAUAGAACUCCUCAGUUUUUAUUUUGGUGGUAUGGAUGGACUUGACUGAAUGGAUUAGACAGCGAGAAGGAAAGAUGCAUGUCCUGGGAAGUGAAAAAGAUGUGUUUUUAGGAUCAAUGAAUUCAAAAUUAUGAAUUUUGUGAGCUAGUUGGGUUCUUUAUCUAAUUAUUCCUUCGCUUCAUGUCAGGCUCAGUUGAUAGUCCUUGGAGGAGAUAGCUUCUUCAUAGAUGUUCACUCUACGUUGGGCAUUUUGAUCCCUCCCACUGAAGACAAUGAUUUACUGGAGCAGAGUUGCUCAAUCUCAGCUGAGACUUCUAUUGCAUCAGUGGCCCAGACAUUAUUUCAAAAUUUCCUAUGCGUCCUCUAUUGUUCGCAAUGCUAACUUUCACUCGGGUGCGUUUGCGUGGGGAGACCGUUUAUCAGGAAUUGAUGUAAGGCCUGGUGAGUUUUACUACAAUACCAGGUUCUUCGCUUCUAGCUAUUCUCAGGUUAGGGGAAGGAAGGAAGACGACAACACUGGUGAGCCCCGUCUUAAUGGGCACAUUACAGGCAACAUUGUAAGGCUUGUGACUGAUUCAGGGCACAAUGUUGUUUCACUGAGUGAAGCACUAGAACAAGCGAAGAGAAUGAAUCUUGAUUUGGUUGAGGUUCAAAGGACUGCUGAUCCACCCGUUUGUAAAAUCAUGGACUACCACCGGGAGAAAUAUGCUCGAGAUCGAGUUCAGAAGGAAAAAGAGCGUGCUAAAAGUAAGUCAGAUGUGAUGUUGAGAAAAGGAGCUUGCAAGGAAGUUCGAUUUACCAAGAAAACUGAACUAAAAGAUUUGAAAAUGAAAGCAGAUUCUGUGAAAAGAUUGAUGGAGCGUGGUUACCGGGUGAAGUGUGUGGCUCUGCCUUCGGCAAGGAAGUAUGAGGAGCAGGAGGAUUUAGGAGCAUUGUUAUCCAAUCUCACUGAUUUGCUUGAAGACACAGUUGUGGAAAGUGGACCAUUGUUGGAGAGAAAACAGGCGUACAUUAUAGUUAGACAUAUCAAAUUUGGUCCAUCCAAGAAAGGAACAAAAAAGAUCAAGGAUGCAUAUGCCCCUUCUUCAACUCACACUUCUGAUACAUCUAUAGAAGAUCCUGCUGAAACCGAAACAGAAAUGGAAGAUGAAAUCCUUUUGAAUGAGGAUUAUGUUCCGGAUACAGGCAUGCUGGACAAUCGUUCCCCUUGGGCAGUAAAAGAUCCAGCGAGUAAUACUGUUGGUGUUUCCAAUAUUCCUAAUACUAAUGAUGCAUAUAGACAUAGCAUGGAUCGAGCUAUUGCAGGAAGAGCUUCCAGCUUGACCUCCAAUGCUCCGAAGUUCCAUGAUCCCAGACAAAGGCAUGCUCCAGAAACAGCAGAGAUGGAGGUUUCAGCUGGUAUACCAGAGCCCACAACUUUUGAAAAUAGGUAUAAAAGAAGUGAACCCGCAAACAACCGUUUGAGAUCUACAUCAGUGGAUAGUAAUAGAUCUCAAGAGGGAGGCUCUUUCAGGUUUGAACCACAAUCUUCAAGAAGUCGACAAAGAUCUGAUUUUAGGCGAGAACCUUCUUCACCUUCUGCUCCAGGUAAUGAAGCACCUGGGUUUGGUGUAUUUAGCUCUCCAAGGGGAGGUGGGCAGUCAGAAGCUAAUAACAGCAGCAACAACAAUGUAGGAAACCGUUAUGGCGCUACCCGGAGGUAUUAGAACUGAAUUCAAACCCUCUCGAGGCCUCAAAUGGUACCAGGCCCUGAUGAUGAUGAAGGGGAUUUGUGAUGUCUUGGUGAGGUGGCAGUGGUCAGUGAGCCUUGAGGUCAGUUUGUAGAGUGCCAUAUGCAAGGAAUAAGCUUAGCAUCGGAAAAUAACAGCCUUGGCACAAGCACUUCUAGUUCUACAGGAUGCCAAAGUUGGAGAGUCCAAACAAUUGAUUGACUGACAAUUCAUCUCUAGUUUCACUAGCACUUUUAGUACAAAAAGCCAAAUUUUAUUGCUCUGAUGUUUACUGGGUUAUAUACGUAUUGCUAAGUUAAUUUUGAUGGAUCAUACAGUUGCGGAAUAGAUGGUGAGGAAUGAGGAUGUAUUCCACAUGGCUUGUGUAGAUGCAUCUUUCCAGCUUGAUAUUCUUCUCAGGUUAUUAGCUUGAGUAGAAAAGGUUAAGGUCUCAAUGGCUUUUGUUUCUCCAUACCAACAAUCUUAAUGCAGAAACCGCUACAGCGUACAAGUAUGAGGAUGGUUUGGGUAGUUUUGGGAAGCUGGAUUGUUGAUCUUUGAUGUAUAUCAAGUAUAUUGCCUAGACACCAGUAAUGUGACAUCUGAAUACGAGUUGAGUAAUUAUUUCUUUGUUACUCACUGAGAUUUGAGAUUAAAAAACAAAAAACGUG